Messenger RNA from Cordyceps militaris CM01, 1473 nucleotides. RefSeq names its product DNA excision repair protein ERCC-8. Lineage: Eukaryota; Fungi; Ascomycota; Sordariomycetes; Hypocreales; Cordycipitaceae. The transcript has a single exon. The coding region runs from base 1 to 1473 and encodes 490 amino acids. Gene Ontology annotation, cellular component: nucleotide-excision repair complex; Cul4A-RING E3 ubiquitin ligase complex. Gene Ontology annotation, molecular function: protein binding. Gene Ontology annotation, biological process: proteasome-mediated ubiquitin-dependent protein catabolic process; transcription-coupled nucleotide-excision repair; protein polyubiquitination. The record is from RefSeq and is a predicted model, not a curated record.
AUGCAGACUCGUCUCCUCGCUCGUGAAACAGGCGACCUACGAGCCCAAGACUUCGCUCGCAGCGUCGCGAGCGACCUCAUCCACACCUUUGCGCCUGCGCCACAACAUCGCUUCAAUGGAGAUAUUCUAACCUCGCAAGGGCUGACGCGAGGCAACCCGCCCCCUGUUGUCGAAGAGAGAGCACAUAAUAUCCGCGCGCACGGCGCCGGUGUCAGCGCCCUCGAUGUCGACAAGUUUGACGGACGCCUCAUGAUAUCAGGCGGCGCCGACGGCUCCAUCAAGAUCUGGGACCUGGAAAGCGCGCCGAGCCCUCACACACUACACACUUUCAAGCCCGCAUUGGCAAUUGCGCGCUCGACACAAGAUGCGCGUAGCAGCAGUAAUAGGGGUCAUAGUCACGGCGUCACGCAUCUGGCGUUCUAUCCAUUCGACUCUGGCGCGUUCUUGUCCAGCUCGUUCGACAAGACGUUGAAGUUGUGGUCAACGCCGCGUGCGGCCUUGUCAGCCGAGUUCCCUCUGAAUGCCACGAUUUACUCGCACUCAAUGAGUCCCGUGGCGGAUCAUUUGCUCGUGGCAUGCGCUACUCAGCAUUCCAAUGUGCGACUGGUCGACCUGAAAUCUGGUGCCGCCGUGCAAGCGCUCGUGGCACAUGGAGGGCCGGUUCUCAGCACAACCUGGAGCCCGCAACACGAGCAUAUACUCGCCAGUGGCCAUGCCGAUGGCAAAGUGCGCAUAUGGGACAUUCGGCGUGCAGGGGGCGUCGUCGCUCAGCUUGACCAGGAAGACUCGCUUGGCGUUGUUCAUCGAUUCACGCUCGCAGCGGCGAAUGGUGCCGACUGGACUCGCCACCCGCACUUCCGCGCCUCGGCCCAGGCCCACGAUGAGGCGGUCAAUUGCAUCAAGUGGACAGACGAUGGCAGAUACAUUGUCACCGCCGGCUUGGAUCGCAAAAUUCGAGUCUGGGACGCUGACACAGGCGCGAAUACCCUCGCCAGCUUUGGAUCGCUUAUCCAAAACCAGCACCCUAAAACAGCAAACAUGCUUCUGUCACCGUCCGGUCUCUGUAGUACAGGCGAUGUCCUCGUCUGGGCUAACGAUCAGGAGAUGCUGUUGCUGAACAUGCAUGACGGUACCAUCAUCACACGCCUGCGUAGCCCCGGUUUGGCAAACCCCGUUGGUCCGCGCAGCGCUGAGAUUGGCCGAAAUAGGAUCGCGACCAUGGCUUGGCGAGGUGCCGGCGGAAGUGGCUGUCGUUCACUUGGGCCUGUCAUGGGUGGCGCGCAGUCGCUGGGUACAAUCUACAGUGCUCACUUGGAUGGCCAUAUACGUACCUGGAUGAUGACGAUACCGGACCCUGACGAUGUUGACGAUGUUGAGGAGGUGGAUCAAAAUCUCGAGGUGCGCAUACGUAAACGCAAGGCAGUAGACGAUGCAUACAGAAGCCUCAUGGGGAAAAAUAUUACCUUUUCAUGA